CAAGCCACAAGUGUAUCAAUUUUUUCGAGGUUCAGCAGUCGGAAACAUUCUGUGUAUUACUUACGCGCCGUUCAGGGACCUCAUCGAUUACCUCAUGUUUUAGCAAUCGCUUAAUAUCCCGAUGGCUCAUUGUCCCCGCAGGUGCACCGAGUCAAUGGCUUGCUCUUAUUAGGAUGCGUCAUAGUACUGAUAGAAGUGACCUCAGCUCCCAACCGUAUAUUCGCUCGGAUCAAGUGUUUCUGUCCACGCAAAAUGGACGCGAGAUUCAUUACUGCAGUCAAUUAAUAUUUUCUAGGCCUUCAUAAUCACUGGCAUGUGAACCAGACUCGCCACUUGGACCAAGAUUCCUUCCUUCUCACUGCAACUUCAGACUCCAAAAAAUCCACAGCUAAGAUGGCUGGAACCGACAUGGUCUUCCGCUUUGCUCAAUCCACCGACGACACACGGACAUUCCGAGUGUAUCAAGUGAUAGGAACAGGAGAACACGAGGAAUUGGAACUAUACAAGUUUUCACAUUCGAUGACCGGUUCUUCUGGCGGAACCACAACUUAUCACCGAAAGAACAUGAAUAGUCUGAUCUUCGAGGCUGUUGGACAGAUCAGUUGGAACUCGAACACUAUCGCCACCACGGUGUAUUUUGGCUUGGAGGAGGUUUCUGUCAAGGAUCUUCGCAAGGUCAAGAAUGCUACUAGCCAUUCUCGCAGAUUUAAAUCCGGUGCCGAUGCCGUGUACAAGUGGAAGAUAUCAGAUAAUAGGACCGACUUAUAUUGUAUAGAUUCACAAGACAAAUACAUUGCAUCGUGGUCAAAUCACGAGAAAAUACUGAGAGUGACCCCGCGCGCCAGCGCAAUGUUAGAUCGGUUGGUGGUGACUUGCUUCCUGAAUGUCUGGUUCAAGCGACUUGGGCGGUGGUAACGAGGUUGUCAGCGACAGGUGUCUAUCCUUAUACUGUAAUAGUAAAUAAUCGAAACGUCUGUAAUCCGUGUUUAACGUACUAAAACACUGAAAUAGCCAUAACUACUCACCUCUUU
Molecule: messenger RNA, 1031 nt
Organism: Suillus clintonianus
Lineage: Eukaryota; Fungi; Basidiomycota; Agaricomycetes; Boletales; Suillaceae
Exons: 5
Coding region: 394-915 (173 amino acids)
Source: RefSeq, a predicted model, not a curated record